AUGUCCCAGCUCCAAUCGAAUGCCGCAGAGCACCUGAUCAAAGCCAAUGAGAGGUGGGCACGAGACGUAAUCAAACACGAUCCCAAUUUCUUCAAGGACUCUGCUACUUAUCCCCAAAGGCCCAAGGUUCUUUGGAUUGGCUGCUCUGACUCGCGAGUGCCGGCCUCUGUCGUCACAGCGUCCAUGCCUGGCGAUAUCUUUACACACACAAACAUCGCAAACCAAUUCCACAGCUUUGACGACAACGCUAACUCCGUCUUAUCCUUUGCUGUCGACCCGGUCGGCGUCAAACACGUCGUCCUCGUCGGCCACAGCGUCUGUGGAGGUGCCCAAGCAGCGAUACAGGCUGCUGAAGAAGGGCCCGUAGAGCCCCACGACCCACUCACGCGUUGGUUGGUCCCCCUCAUUCAACUCGUUCGAACCCUCGACCUCCACGGGUUGCCUGAGAAUGAGGCGGUGGACAAGGUCGUUGAAGCCAACAUCCUCAAGCAGGUUGAAAACAUUUGCCUCUCGGAGCCCAUUGUCACCGCGUGGGCAACCGGGAAUAAUGUCUCUGUGCACGGAUGGGUGUAUGAUCUCGCUACGGGACGCAUCAGAGAGCUUGUCGUGCGAUCCCUUCCGUAUGUAGAGAAGCGCACGAUAAAGUGGUUCCCGUAUCUUGUUGCUGAGGACCCCUCUGAUGCCGAGGUCCCCCCCAAUAAGGCAUUCACAAACAUCGCCGCCGAGAAAUCCCGUGAUGUUGUGGACCCCCCCAAGAAAGCAUUCUCAUACAUUGUUGCGGAGGAAUCCCGUGAUGUUGACCUCCCCAAGAAGGAUUCCCCCAAGAACGGUCCCCCCAAGAUGGAAUCCCCUGAUAUCGAGGGCCUCCCCAAGGAGGACCCUCUCAAGAAGGCUCUCUAA
This is a messenger RNA of Suillus plorans, 900 nucleotides long. Its product is annotated as carbonic anhydrase. Gene Ontology annotation, biological process: carbon utilization; cellular response to carbon dioxide; cellular response to oxidative stress. The transcript is spliced from 8 exons. The record is from RefSeq and is a predicted model, not a curated record. Lineage: Eukaryota; Fungi; Basidiomycota; Agaricomycetes; Boletales; Suillaceae. Gene Ontology annotation, molecular function: zinc ion binding; carbonate dehydratase activity. The coding region runs from base 1 to 900 and encodes 299 amino acids.